This is a messenger RNA of Impatiens glandulifera, 805 nucleotides long. Its product is annotated as thioredoxin-like 2-1, chloroplastic. The transcript has 4 exons. The record is from RefSeq and is a predicted model, not a curated record. Bases 149 to 790 code for a protein of 213 amino acids. NCBI's taxonomy places the organism in Eukaryota, Viridiplantae, Streptophyta, Magnoliopsida, Ericales, Balsaminaceae. Gene Ontology annotation, biological process: cell redox homeostasis.
CAACAAAAGUAUGUCUGUUUGAUGAAUAGUAGUUUCCUACCUUAUUUCACACAAAAGAUUCUAUAUAUAUGGGUCGAUCCAUCCAUCGAUCUACAGUACACCCACCAACUGAAUCAAUUAGGGCAAAGUCUAUUAACAGACAUAAUCAAUGGCUGAUGUUUUUCGAUUCUCGCCUUCAUUCUCCUCCUCCUCUUCAUCCUUAACCUCAGUCCCAUCUACUUUCCAUCCCAAGAAAUUGGGUUUUUCUCAAAUCGUUUUCAAAACACCCAAAAAACAAUUCGAUUCAUUCAAGGUGCAUACAGGUGUGACAGAAACAGAGCAGCAACAACAGCCAAAAUGGUGGGAAAGAAAAGGAGGAGCAAACAUGAUUGAUAUUAACUCUACCCAUGAUUUGUUAACUGCAUUAGUUGAGGCUGGAGAUAGAUUAGUUAUUGUUGAAUUCUAUGGAACUUGGUGUGCUUCUUGUCGAUCAUUAUUUCCCAAGCUUUGUAGAACGGCAAAAGAUCACCCUGAAAUCUUGUUUCUGAAAGUCAAUUUUGAUGAGAAUAAGACAAUGUGCAAAAACCUUAAUGUCAAAGUUCUUCCAUUCUUUCAUAUCUAUCGAGGGGCUGAUGGAUUGCUGGAUGCCUUUUCUUGUUCAUUUGUCAAAUUUAAGAAGAUUAAGAAUGCCAUAGAAACAUACAACAAUUCUGUUGGUUCCAACGUUGGCAUGCCCAAUGGUCUUACCCUUGAAAUGCUGUCUGCUCAAGUGGACAAACAAACGGGUCCUUCAAGUUCAACAACAUCAUGAUCAGGACUUAUUGUU